This is a messenger RNA of Porites evermanni, 9008 nucleotides long. Lineage: Eukaryota; Metazoa; Cnidaria; Anthozoa; Scleractinia; Poritidae. The record is from the annotation of a GenBank genome assembly.
CGUAACAACAAGGUGGCGCUAAGAAGGCAAACCACAGCAAGGCAGAUCAGAUAGAGAGUUUGUUUGGUGAAUACUUGUGGUUUCGUGUCGUGGUAAAGCUAUCAAGAAGCACCAUGCUUCAAGAAGAUAAUGGAAGAGUCAAAGUGUACGCCAGAAUUCGGCCAACGGCGAGAUUUGCGCAGGACAUGAUCGAACUCCUGCCGGAUGGAAAGUCCGUGAACAUUCACUGCAAGAAGGAUCUCAGAAGAGGCUACAUCAACAACCAGAUAUUAGACUGGAAUUUUCACCUGGAUCGCGUCUUGCACAACGCCAGUCAGAGCGAUGUUUACGAGGAAUGCGCUAAAGAUAUAGUGACGCAAGCCUUGGACGGUUACAACGGCACAAUCUUGGCUUACGGACAAACUGGAUCAGGGAAGACAUUCACCAUGACCGGAUCCACCGAAAAGUUUCAGCACCGCGGGAUCAUCCCACGGGCAAUUCAACAGGUUCAUAGGGAGAUCCGUGAAAGGCCCGAGUAUUCCGUGAGUGUUCGUAUCUCGUACUUAGAGAUCUACAACGAGCGAAUGUUCGAUUUGUUAUGUACUUUGCCGGGUGCUAUCACAACAGACCCAUCUCUCAUGACGGUGACUGACGAUGAUGAUGGAUAUACCAGGGUGAAAGGACUCAGUGUUCGUAACGCGAGUAGCGAAGAAGAGGCGCUUAAUCUGCUUUUUGAGGUAAGGGACUCUAACUAGUACCUAACUCCUAAGGGUCUCUAACUACUACUACUACUACUAACUUCUACGAGGAAGAAGCACGUGACUUUACACCAUCCAUAAAACAAAAGUAUACUCAAGCAUAAGAUCAGUAAACCUCAUUCCUAGUUUUCAAAGAGUUUAAAAUUAUCACCUGAAAAAUGGGGUCUUUCUGUAAGAAUUUUCAUCAGAAAAGAAACAAUGCAACCAAACAAAUAGAGUUCUCCUGGGCCUCCCGGUUGGUAGUAUUGUUUAUUUUGUUGUAUUGUUGUAUUGUAGUAUUGUUUAUUUUGUUGUACGUAAUCUGUGCCUCGGUGCCUACAGGAGGAACCAAAAAAUGGUUGAACUCUUUUAGACAGGUCACUGUAUAUUGUCAAUUAAGAAAGUCCAGAUUAGCGAAGGGAGAGUCACUCAUGAUUAAGAUGAUCAUUUGAGGCAAAACCAUCACCGAAAAAAACUCUUAAGAUAGAUGCUAGAUAAACAAGACCCAUGAAAAAUUAACCCCAGUAACAGACAUUAAAGAAAGCAACAUUUUUUUAUCAAUUGGCUCCCUGGUCAUUGAAUGCAGACCUGCUACCCAGAUCUUACAAGACCUCACAGGAUUGGCUGAGAAAACAAUAAACAAACAACAGUAACAAUGGACCCUAGCCUAGCCCUAACACAAUAGAGCUGCACGCUAUAGAUUAUUCAAUGAAAUUAGAGGUUCUAGAGAGCUGCAUACUAUCCGUCCCUAUCUCCUACCUUUGUAGCCUGUGCCAUAGGUGGAACUACACUGUAAAGUUCUUGUUAAGUGCAUCUGUGAAACAGCGCCAAAAUCCUCGUUCACAGUCCCCACUUCUGCACCAGUAUUUAAGUACAUGCCAGGAUUGGCCUGUGAAAAAAACCAUUGUCAAUUUACCAUUCAGUUUGAAGGGAAAUUUGAAACCAUUUCCGGUAAUUUAUUGAGUCUGUUGGGAAGCCAGAUUAAGGAUAUAGGCGCUGCCUUGCAGAUGUUGCUUACUGGAGCUACAAUCUUGGAAAAAACUGUUGAGAAAAUUGUAUACUUGGACAGCAUUUUUCUAAACAUCGUAGCUUUACCGGUUCUUCCCUCUCCCCCCUCCCCUGAAAGCAAUGUUGUUGUGUAUUCAAAAGAAAGCCUGAUCCUUGGGCAUUUGUGGGAAGCAACAUUGAAUUGGGGGAAGGGGUUUUUUUCCGCAAAGGUGUGGUUUUGGAAAUAGUUUUGUUGCGUAGGAAAGUGGACAUGAUGGGGAAAACUUUCUCAAGUAGUUUUGUCCGGGAUUGUAGAUUAUGUCUGUGAUGCAGGCUACCUCCACUGUCCCCUUUCUAAAGUAAAAGAAUCUGGCAUACACCCUUGAGGUAAGGGUCCCCCACUUGAAGCUGUUAAAUAGCAGGGUUAGGCAGUGUGGAAUGUGUGCAAUAAUGUUCAAGUUAACUGCAAUGUAGUCAGUUUGUUUGCUGUAAAUGGGAGGAGGGACAGGGGGAUCCAAACUUCCUGCCUCCCGUAACUUGCAUCCCUGCCCCAUUUUACUUGUCUUCUUUCUUUUUAUUACAGAUAAAAGUGUUGUUGUAUUACUUCCCCCUUUUCUCCCAUUUCCCAUCCCUUUAGAUCUCCCACCUCUUGCACUUUCCUCUCUCCCCUCCUGUAGCCCUCCCACCCCCUUCCCUCCCUUACUGUAAUGAAACUUUUUACCCUAUUCCAGACUAAGGGCCUCCUCUUCAUAUGAGUCCAGUUGACUGAGCUGGCCUGGUUUCCGAGAUUCCUUACCUCUGAAUCCUUUGUAAAAUUUUCAAUGUGUUCAUAUGAGAGGGCAGGCUGGCCUGGUUCCUGAGAUCUUGGUUUUUCCAACUGGGAUCCUGGUAAGCGGGCUGGGAAAUUUUUCCUCAACGUUUCAGCCUGGUUACUGGGAUGAAAUUCUUUGAAUGAAUGCUGCAUCAUCUUUCUUUGCCUGCUGUAUUUUCCACGUCAUAAGCAUCCCAUUUGAUAACAACCGGGCUUAUGUGAAGAGGCCUUAAAAUUAAUAACCUUUAUCUUAGAUUUCCUGAAACUAAACUGUUGCACUAUCAGUAAGUUUUCCAGUAAAUAACACUGGCCAGAAUUGUCCAAUUUUCCUACACAGUACUCAUUGAACUUCUCAAAUACAACAUCCCUUUCUGUAGGACUUAUAUGGUUUAAUUACCAUACAGGAAGAAUUUGUUAACAUUACUCCAUCCACCCAGCACUUAUUUUACACAACGAUUCAUUCCCUUUUGUUAUUAUCUGUAAGAUACUACUCUUUAUCUGUGUGGGUUCUGUUAGCCCUUAUUCAGGAGAGGUAGUUCAUUGAGCUUACUGGUAUUGGAGGUUAUUACUCAAGGAAAUGCAGUACACAUUGUCAUUGUUGACCACAUACAGCCUGUAUUUGUUUCGCGGGGGGCGGGUACUUGAGUAAGUUUUUGCUGGGUAUGUGCCGCUAGUCUCUAUGGCCAAUUAUAGACCCCGCAUUAGUCACUUUCUGUUUAUGCAUCUACCCUAUAAAGCCUUUUAACUAGGUCAUCUUGAAAUGAAUUGACACAUUUGUUACCCUUAAAGUAGCAAAAAUCCUCACGGUUUGAAAUCCCUUAUUACCGGAAUAGUCUUACCCCCAAAAUCCCAAAAAUGUGUGACCCCAUUCUAGUAACUAUUGAAAAUGCAACCCCUCUUUUGUCAAUCCAGUCGUAAAAAAUGCGACCCCAUCCAGCAGCUCAUCCCCAUUAGCCUAUUAUUAGGAAGUCCCCCCCCCGGGAGUUGUAGUCAGGAAUAAGCCUAGCCUGCGAAAACAGCCGUUUAUCCUCGCUCCUUGCCGCUUGUGGACGUUUCACGAGGAGAAACUUCCGGAUAUUCCACAAAAAUUGACUGUUUUGUUAUAGACUCAUCGCGUUUACAUUUGACCUUUGUAGCCUUUUGUCUUUUGUCUGUCAUUCGUAAACAGUAGCUAAAACAAUGUGACUAGUCCGUCGUCCAAUCAGCGUUUAUGACCGGAUUCCGGACAGAUUUCACGUCAUCAGUAUGAAAUUUCUGUUCCUCUCGUCGCGAAACGUCCACUAGCGGCGAAAAGAUGUGGAGAAACGGAUGUUUUCGCAGGCUACAAUAACCCAAGCAGGUACCAUAGGGGCUUAGCAUGUACCCCUGUCCCUUCCCUAAUGAGGAUUAAUGUCUGCAGAAAUGAAGCUAAUAGGCCUUCAAACUAUUUUAGGGAGAGACAAAUCGGAUCAUCGCUCAACAUGCUCUUAACAAGCGUUCUUCUCGUUCACACUGUGUCUUCACUAUCUACAUCGAGUCACAUUCCCGUGUGGAAUCCAACACGAAGUAUGUCACAUCCAAACUCAACUUCGUGGACCUGGCCGGAUCAGAAAGGCUAAGUAAAACGCUCUCUGUGGGAGAAACCCAAGUAGAGGCCAUGUACAUCAACAAGUCUCUCACAUUUCUGGAGCAGGCGGUGAUAGCGUUAGGUGACAGGAGGCGAGAGCAUGUCCCUUUCAGGCAAAGCAAGCUUACGCACGUAUUAAAGGAUUCCAUUGGAGGAAGAUGCAACACUCUGUUGAUAGCUAAUAUCUGGGGCGAGGCUGUACAUAUAGAGGAAACGGUAAUUUUAUUAAAUAUAUUGCGUGAGAAUUCUAUCACAAUUUCAGUUUGAUUUUGACCUUUGUUUGCUACCAUCUCUCUAGAAAAUAUCACUUUUUCUUUAUAUAAUUUGAAAUUUAAAUUACUGUACCUAGUAUUGCAGUGAUUGGGAGUUGCGAAGACUUUUUUGGGGGAUGGGGGCUAAAAAUUUGCCCUCUGAGACCUUCUUUUGCUUAAAAGGUUUGGGUAAGAGAUUGAAGUAACGUCUGACUUCUAGGAGUGCACCGGCGCUCUCGUAGAAUGGCUGUCGCCUCCUUAAGGGCGACAGAUCUGCUAGACUUCAGAUACCCUUUUAGUGGUUUGCCAAUUUGGCCUCCCUGCAUUCACACAUUAAUUUCCUAACUUAACAUUUUCUUGCGGCAAUGAUAUUGCAAGUUUUUGAAGCUGGGUAUUAAAACAACUACCGACGUCUUAGCAACCUGCGAGCCAGCUUUCAAUUUGAAUAUCAUAGGCGUUGAUAACUGUCAGCUGUUGAAAAGGAGUUAACGAUGAGUUAACUUGCUCUAAAACUUACAAUACCGGCACUUUUUUACAAUGCGGACUAAUAUUGACAUCUUUUCUGUGUUGUUCUUCUCAAAGCUCUCGACCUUGCGUUUCGGUAACCGUAUGAUGAACGUACCAUCAGAACCGGCCAUAACAGAGCACUUCGAUACGCUGCGACUUUGCAAACAACACGAGAAAGAAAUCCGUACUCUUCGCCAGGAACUCGCCAUGCACGACACCCUCACGAACCGUAGCCAAAUCUCUUACGAGCCGCUAUCCGAGUCACAAAUUCAAGAUGUCCGUGAACAAGUGAAACGAUUUCUAGCCGGGGAGCUAAACGACAUUGAGCUCGUUAAUGUUCGGCAGAUAAAGGAGACGUUCGCUCAGUUCCGAGUGAUUGUGAAUAGCAUGGAGUCGGACGUGGAAGAGAGGCUGCGACAGAAGUAUGUGCUUCAGGAAAGAGAUGGUGUAGCUUCUGGUAAGCAACAGAUUCCCUUAUUUUAGUGCACUUUAAAGUUUCAAAAACGAAUCUGGAUGGAUCCGUCCCUCUUUUUUUCCUUUGCUGAAGGUGAAACUUUUUAAAGGGGUGGUGUCACGGCUAGCCUGUUCACAGACCCUCUAUUUUCUCUUAAAAGUCCGUCGAGCGCGCGUGAUAAAAAUAAAAACAGCGCGGAAUUAAAUGACCGCUUGCACCGCUUGCGUAUGCGCUAUGGAACUUAAUUUUAACGAAGAAAUUGCUUGUAAACGACAAAAUCACAGCUUCUUGUCCUACAAAUAUACCUCCCUAGCAUUACAACAAACUUUACAAACGAAAAAAAAAAAAUGUAAAUGUUCGCCCAAAUUUUUUUAAAAGGCCUUUUUAUUAUAGAUUUUUUUUUUUUAAUCCUUUAAAUUUUUUUUUUUUAAAAUCCUUUUUGUUCAUUUAAAAGCCCCAGUUUUGGAUUUUUUCAAAUUUUAAUUUUUUUUUUUAUUAUUAUUUUUUUUUUUUGAAAUUAACCCUUCGGGCAAAAAAACAUAGAUACCAAUCGUUUGGAAAUUAUUUUUUUUUUUUUUUUUUUCUUUUUUUUUUUUUUUUUUUUUUUUUUUUUUUUUUUUUUUCCCCCCUCCUUUCCUUCUUCAAAUCCCCCCCCCCCCCUCUUCUUCUCCCCCCCCCCCCUUUCUCCUCUGCGCCCCCGCGCGGGGGGGCCCCCCCCUUCCUUGGGGGGGGGGGGGGGGGGGGGGGGGGCGAGUCUCCGUCCGAAAAGAGUACCUUUUUCAGGCUUGAGGUAUAUAUAAAGGUAUAGGGAUUUCACUUUGAGUAUAUGAAAGGGUAAGAAAAACUGUUACUACGGUCUGUGAAAAGACCUAACAGCUGUGUCACGAAAUUUAUCAAAACUCAUCAGUACAAACUGCCAUCAAAUUGAGUGAAAGCAGACCGCUCAAAACAAGGUUUUACUGAACCAGCGAAAACAAAAGAAGGCACGGUUGAACGAACUUGAAGAAGGUAAAACGGAUUGCAAUUAUAGUUUUUUGAAAACUUUUUUGGCUUGACAUUUGAUUUUUGUUGUUUGUAACGUUUGAUAUGAUGCUUGGGAGACAUGUUUGUUUAACGCGAAGCUGUGAAUUAGUCACUUGGAAGUAAUUUCUUGGAUUAAGUUAACCCUUUAAGUCCCAAGAGUGAUCAACAUCAAUUUUCUCCUAACAACAUCAGUAGAUCAUUAAAAGUAAAGGUUAUGAGAAUUACUAAAUUGAUUACCAAAGGGAGAAUGCUUUGAUCUUAAAGCAAAUUCUCCCAACUAUUCGUAAAAGAAAUGUAUGGAGAUCAGUCUGGAGAAUUUGUAUGUGGAUCUUGAAGCUUAAAGGGUUAAGUUCCAUUGAAAGUAAUGACGCGCAGUGAACUGUAACAGUGAACUGGAGAGACGUGACAAAGCCCCUUUUAAACGGAUGGUGACAAGUUUUGUGUGUCACAUUUAUGACUCUGACAAGAGACUUAAUCCAGUCCAGAUCCACAUAAAAUAGUCUAUGUUUGCAAAGUGAAACGAAUUUCUUUCUUUCAUCUAAUCACAGUCUUUUUCUUUUGUAGCUACCGGGGGUAAGCUAGGAACUGUCCCCGGUGAUGACAGUGGUUUGGUUGGGGAAGUGGACGGGCAAGGAUUCGGCGUUGGAGUUGCUCCACCAGGGGUCAAACCUAAUGUCUCCACCCUAGUGAGUACCAGAAAGGUGAAAAGCCGCAACAAAGGAAAAGAAAGGGAUAGUGCAAAGUCUCCUGUCACUGGUGGUGCGGGGCAGAGUGAUGGACAAGGAAGUGGUGAGGGACAGGAUCGGCUUCAGUCACCCUCGGCCCAGUCAGCUACUCAGCGCGCGGCCACGCCUCCUCCCAAGAGUCAAGCCUUUGAGGAAUUUAAACAAGAGAGAGGGAGCGAGAUUAACCGUAUUCUUAACCAGAAUAAAGGUAAAGUUUUCUCAAUAUACAGUCCACUACAAUUACUUCAGGACUGCUUAAGCCAUUAAGAGACUCGGAAGAAUGAUUUUUAUAUAACACCAAUGGAAUACCAGGUGACCUUUUGAGCGAAAACAUCUUGACCCUUGAAAAUAACAUAUCCUCAGACAUGAAAAGAUUACCGUUGCUAUGGUUAUACGCUAAAUCGCGCCUCUCGCAGCAAAAAAUUUAUUAAAGUGAAAUGGUUUGGUAUUUCAUUGGUGUUAAUUUAAUAAAUACAGUCCAAGCUCUCUUGAGCGGACACCCUUGGCCGCUUAUGGAAAUGUAAAAAUAGAGUUGUAUGGGAGUUUAGAAAAACGGGUUUUUAUGAAGGCGGCUGUUAGUAGAGCUUUCCACGUACGAGAUUGUCCGUUAUCAGAGCUUCCACUGUACAAAAUUACGUGGUCACUAGGAGAUACGAAAUUCUCUUCUCGUGUUUAAAAAUAUUCACUCGUCCCCUACGCCCGCUCACGAAGAAAAAUGUCUUAUCUCCGCGCGGCUAUGUAAUAUCUAUGUGCAGUUUUUUUUUUUAAGGUGAACACAGCGCUCCAAUGUUGUAACCGUUCGAAACAAUGUCGCAAUAAUGUUACAACACUGUGUUGCGCUGAAAAUCGUCAUUGCGAAUCGUCUCAUGUAACAUCACCUUUAGCUGUGAAACACUUAGAAACUGUAGGGGAGUCUAUGCUUCAUUCCAGGUCGAACUGAAAUUUGAACGAGUUGGUUUUGAAGAAAAGUGGGAAAAACGGAGCACCUGGAAAAGAAUUUCUUUAAGCAUUGAUCCGACCAUCACCCUACCCUUGCGCUUUCUCCCCUACGAUUACACAAAGUCGAUGCGAAUUAAGAAGACCAGUGUUGACUCCGUCAGACAGUUUUCAUGUUUCUACUUUUGCGUGUGCGUAAGUCCCUGGCCAGGUUGUGCGUUGGUUUGAAAGGGUCACUUGUUUUAAGUGUCCUUUUUAGCUUCUGUUUUUUAAAGACGCGUGCGCCAACCCGUCAUUCAAACAAAUUCGAUUGGUGAGUGUUUGUAGUUGUUUAAACCCUCUUAAAUCUCUCUCUUUUCAGAAAUUCUGCGGGAAAAGAUGAGGAAAGCGAAGGAACUAUCUGAGUCCGUCAAUAAUUUGAUGAAAGAGAUUAAUGACAAUGGAGUCUUACUUGAGACGAGGAGACAAGAACGACUCGAACAAGGAGAAUUCCGAACGGAUGAAGGACAAGUCGUGAUCGACGAAGAUGAAUACGAACUCGUUCGGAAAGUCAAGGAUCUCAAGUCGCGCUAUAGACGCGAUUACGAAGACCUGCUGAACACAAAGUCUGAAGUGACGUACUGUGAAAAGCUGGUGAAUCAGUGCAGGCAUCGACUGGUCACUGAGUUCGAUAACUGGUAUUCCCAGUCUUUCCUUGGAGCGGACGAUGAGUCGAAGUCUGGCCGAGACGGUCGAAUUCCGGAAGAUGAGCAAGAAAAAUUCGAUCGGCUUCAACUCGAGCUUUUAAUGGAGCAUCCCGACUCUGUGCCUUACUAUAAUGCGAAGAUGCAAACUGAGCGACGAAUGCACCUUACAGCCAGCGGCGGGUCACAAAAGAAGAGGAGACCUGGUGCUCUGAUUGCUACAGUACGCAACAAACCACCGACCUCGUUAACCGUCACGUGACUAGUCCUAGAGUAAAAACAUAAUGUAACUUAAAUUGUAAAAGGGGG